AUGGGACGCAAGCCCAAUCAGCUCAUCCUCGAGUUCUUUAUUCGAGGGCCCAAGCUCGAGGACUCCAGCAACCGCUACCAGCACACCUGCAAGGCCUGUGGCGAGAAGUUUCCUAAGGGUCGCAUCGACAGUCUCACAAACCACCUGGUCAAGAAAUGCCAGGCCAUCCCGCUCCGUGAUCGCCAGCGCGUGCUCCUGCGCCUCCAUGAACUCCCCGACCUCACCGAAGGCGACGCAAAGGAUCCGAGUGCGUCCGGAGGCAAGAAGGGCGAUGGCUCGUUCGGGAACCGCCCGAAUUUCGAUGGCUUGAAUGUGCUCGCAGAGGCGUCCCGCCAAGUUGGGGCCUCGGAUCAGACCAAGCGAGGUCCUGCAUAUACUCAGUCUGUGACAGCUGGUGGAAAAACUGUCGUGGUUGACCCGGCACUGGAGGCCGAGUUCACCGUUCAAGGGUCUCAGGAUGACAAGCAAGAGGAUAAUGCACCGGGAACCUCUCAGCCUUCUGGAACUCCCACCAUUCCUGCUCUCCCUAGCCAUACAUCCGACCACCAUAACUCAAUGUCUCCUCCACUUGGCGACCACUCUCUGACACCCGAGUCAACCUCCAAUGCGCGCCAAUCACAGCUGUCGAUGAUUGCUGCCUCGGCCAACGAGAUGGUACCACAGGGUCUGACAAUGGACGAUGAUGGCUUGAAGAUGAACCAGUGGAACCAGCAGCUCACGACCCAUGAGCAGCUUCUGUUCGACAGUUUGCAAGAGCAUGAUCCGUCUCUGACAGCAGCAACCCAGCGGGCUGCGUCUUACCCGCGACCCAUAGCGAUGAACCCCAACACCCAGGCCAAGGGAUUUGUCAACGAAUUUGGCAACUCGACCAAGCCUGCUAAGCCCAAGGUGCGCGGCCGCUUCACUGCGGAGCGACGUCGCGAGGUCCAGGAAGUGCGAAAGCGUGGAGCGUGUAUCCGUUGCCGCAUGUUGAAAAAGCCGUGCUCCGGCGAUACCCCUUGUACCACUUGCGCCAGCGUUGAGAGCGCUCGUCUUUGGAAGCAUCCUUGCAUUCGCACGCGUCUGUCGGAGGAGUUUGAACUCUACAAUGCCAAAGAUCUGCAUGCUACCCUUGCCUACCAUGACACCAGCGCCAUCAAGAAUCAGAUCAAGUUUGAACACUACGCUGGGCGCAUUGAGGUGACCCAUAUCGAGGAGAGCAUGGUCUAUGUUACCAUCAGUGGACUCCAGGGCCACCGUGCCUCUGUUUCGGCCCUCGACCCGCAGCUCCAAGGUCUGGGCGACGAUCAGUUCUCCGCGCCUCCCCAGGAAAUCUACCUCUUAGACAGCGAUGCCGAUGACAUCCCAAGCAAGCUGGAGAUGUACAUCAAGAAGACAGCUCCCUUCUUCUUCGAGCGCGAGGAAUCCAACUUCAUGAAGUCCACCCUAAUGCUGGCGUCUGAACUCAGCCAGACCAAGAAGGACACCCUGCUUGACCGUGCCGUGGAUCUGUGGGUCGCUACUCACAUCCUGGUCGACAACGAAAUUUCCUGGAAGACUUUCUGCAACCCUACUCUUCCCCCUACUUCCAUGCACUCCCUGUCCCAGCCCUCGGAUGAAGGCCGCCUCCCGAUUGAAGAUGUCUCGGACCCCGAAUCCUACGCCUUGCUGUGCAGUCAGCUGCGCGCCGCCAUGGAAAAGCGUGCCAUGCAGUUGAGCAAGUCCGUCAUCAAUGAUCUAGAGCGCCGCCUGCUUCAGCGCCAGAAGACUGGCUGGUUCGAGACCUUCCUCGUUGCCGUCGUCCUCUUGAAUUGUGUUGAGCGUACCUGCUGGCUCUUCCGCUCGUGGGAUAACGAAAACUUUGCGCAGCGUUGGCCCUUGGACAAGCGUCCUCCUUACUACUUUAACCAGUCUGAGCGCUUUGCCGACAUCCUGCACAUGCUCCUCCGCAUGCGCAGCCUCCCACCCAAGACCACCAUCCGCCCAGACAGCGGCACCCUCAAGGCCAUAGAAGGUAGUGACGAGAAUGCUGUGCGCUGGUUCGACAUGAUCCAGAUUACUCCCUACUACCUUGAGGAGCGUGCCAACGCCAUGUUCGAUCCACAAAACUCGCGCUCUCUCGAUCUUCGUCACUGUGCCGGCUUGCUCCUGCCUAGCAACGCCUAA
Messenger RNA from Penicillium canariense, 2145 nucleotides. RefSeq lists its product as uncharacterized. The record is from RefSeq and is a predicted model, not a curated record. The transcript is spliced from 5 exons. Gene Ontology annotation, molecular function: DNA-binding transcription factor activity, RNA polymerase II-specific; zinc ion binding. The coding region runs from base 1 to 2145 and encodes 714 amino acids. Gene Ontology annotation, biological process: regulation of DNA-templated transcription. Lineage: Eukaryota; Fungi; Ascomycota; Eurotiomycetes; Eurotiales; Aspergillaceae.